Messenger RNA from Dalotia coriaria, 1684 nucleotides. RefSeq names its product odorant receptor 94b-like. Gene Ontology annotation, molecular function: odorant binding; olfactory receptor activity. The transcript is spliced from 3 exons. Gene Ontology annotation, cellular component: plasma membrane. Lineage: Eukaryota; Metazoa; Arthropoda; Insecta; Coleoptera; Staphylinidae. The record is from RefSeq and is a predicted model, not a curated record. Gene Ontology annotation, biological process: sensory perception of smell; detection of chemical stimulus involved in sensory perception of smell. Bases 6 to 1202 code for a protein of 398 amino acids.
UUAAAAUGUCUAAAAUGUCGGAAGAUUUUACUUCAUUUUUCGCUUUAGAGCGAAAACAAUUUCUUCUCACUGGUUUGUAUCCUCUUCAUGGACCUACUCCGAUCCUUUACAGCUUGAAGCGUGCGUUGGUAUUCUUCUUCUCUAUACUUUUACCAGUGAGCAUGAUUAUUAAACUUCUCAUCGGAGUGGAUUCACUAGAAGAAUUUGCCGAUAUUCUUUAUUACUUGGUCACGCAAGCAGCCUAUCUCUGCAAAUUAACCAACUUUGUUUAUGGCCCUGGUAAACUUCUUCAAAUCGAGGAACACCUUCAACAUCCCAUUUCGCAGAAAUUUUAUCAAAAAUUUGGUAGAGAUGAUCUACACAAGAUUAUUAAACAAUGUGACGCUGUGGCAGUAAUUUUUCGAUUUCUUAUUGUUGGUAUCGUGGGUUUAUACGCCAUUUUUCCAUAUUUGGAUGAUAACAAAGAUUUACCAUUUGCCGGUUGGAUUCCGGUAGAUAUCAACGUGUUGGGUUACAGAUGCUUGGUUUAUUUUUUACAAUUAAUGUGCGUGUUUGUCAGCGCUUUUACAAAUGGCAAUAUGGAUUUGUUUACAAUUUAUUUAUUAAGUAUUGGAAUUGGGAAGUUAAAAUUGAUUAAAGAGUGUUUUCGUCAUGUUGAUUAUACACUACAAACAACAGAAUCGAUUAAAAAAGCGAAUAAAAAUUCGACAGAUACAACUAACAAAGUUUUAUCACCAAAAGAUCUUGCUGAACUGUAUAGAUUUCAUGAAUAUAUUAUUAAAUACUUGCUAAUGGUGGAAGAAUUGUUUUCAUAUGGCAUUUUUAUUCAGUUUUUAGCGAGUAUUGCAGUGGUUUGCAUGACUGGUUUUCAACUUAUGAUUACACCACCACAGAGUGGACAAUUCGUAUUGUUGAUUCUUUAUAUCAACUGUAUGAUGUGUCAAGUUAUAAUGUAUUGUUGGUAUGGCAAUGAAAUUCUAUUUGAGAGUGAUGGCCUAGGUGAAUCAUGUUACAUGUCCAAUUGGUACGAAGGUUCCGUAUCAGAUAAGAAAUUUAUAUUUAUUAUGAUGGAACGCUCUAAACGACAGUUGAGAAUGACCGCAGGGAAGUUUUUUACUUUAUCCCUACCUACUUUGGUUAUGAUAUUGAAAUCUUCUUAUUCGUAUUUUGCGGUUCUGCAACGUCUUUAUACUGAUAUAUAAAUUCUACGCUUAUUUUAAAUGCAAAUUUAAACGUAGAAUAAUAUAAGAGUUACAUUAUAGUAUUAUUUAUAUUCAUUACAUGGUUUAUACAACAAGGUAAAAUACAUAAUCAAAAAAUAUUCUUUUUUAAGUAUAUAAAAUGGCACCAGAGCAAACUGUUCUCGUCGGUAGUUCUACAGGACAAAUCACUUUGUACAUAAUGGAAUUAAUUUUAGUUAGCUUCAUUUGUGAGUUUCUGUUAUACUUAGGCAACCAAUACAACUCUUAACAACUGUUAAGUUAAACUUCUAACUGCUGAAUAAAACAAUUUUAGCAUUUAUGUACAAAUCAUUUGCUGAUUUAAUUUCAUCAAGUUAUCCGAGAGUUGAACAAAUUUUGAAAGAGGACAGAAUGUGCCACAACCAGUAAUGUUCAACAAUCUAGGCUCGUUGUAGCCAUUUUGCAAUAAUACCUACAAAAUAAAGCAUUAUUAUUACUAUUUC